This is a messenger RNA of Capronia epimyces CBS 606.96, 1437 nucleotides long. RefSeq lists its product as uncharacterized. Bases 1 to 1437 code for a protein of 478 amino acids. The transcript is spliced from 3 exons. Gene Ontology annotation, cellular component: extracellular region. Lineage: Eukaryota; Fungi; Ascomycota; Eurotiomycetes; Chaetothyriales; Herpotrichiellaceae. The record is from RefSeq and is a predicted model, not a curated record.
AUGAAGGCCGCGAUCUCAGCAUUCGUCGUGCUCGCAGCGAGCGGGAAGGCUGCUGCAUCAUGGCUAGAUUGGCUCGACCCUGAUGUUACCGUCACAAACACCCUAACCCGGACAGUCCAGUACUGCCCGUGCAACGGCGAGGUCUACACUCCAACAGGAGAGGUCGGCCCUAUCGAAACAACGCCCACUGGACCGAGGACUAUCACAAAGGCAGGUCCCAUUGUUGUUGUCUAUACAACAGAGGGAUACUUGACAACGAAGACGGGAAUUGCAAUUGAGCUGUACCCUACAGAUGGUGCUCCUGGUUCUACCGUUACGAAGACGGUCUGGACCGGUGCGCAGCCCACCGAUGAUCUGGCUUGGAUUGAUUGGAGUGAUGACGACGUGGUGGAUGGAGCGACGUUGACGAGAACGCACACCGAGUUCACCACAGUGAUCGGGCCUGCCCCGACUAGCGAUGAGCCCGAGCCAUGGUCUGACUGGGUCGCUACCACCAACUCCCCCGUGACGACCUCGACAACAACACCGGGGAAUGUCGGCCCCAUUGGUGGUUCAACAACGUCGAGCGGUUACUGGUCUUCGCUAUGGACUUCAUCUUCAAGCUCCAGCAGCAACGACGUUGGGCCGAUCGGUGGCUCAACAACAACAUCCUCCAGCCUCUACAGUACCUCUACCACAACCUCAUCUGGGGGAGAUGUAGGUCCAAUCGGCGGUAGCACAACCACCACGUCGAGCUUGACCACCACGCCCGUGACUAGCUCUACCAUUGCUACAACUACCACGUCGGCUAUUGGAUCCCCCGUUGAGCAAACCACGUCGUCAACUACUGAAGCUGUUGGCACCACCACGACUAGCGCCGCCCUCACUACCACCACGACUUCCGCCAUCGUCGCUACCACAACCUCCGCCGCAUCAGCUACCCAGACCGUGAAUGUUGGCACCGACUACAUCUCUGGUAUACUCGAAGCUCAUAACCUCCAUCGGGCGAACCAUUCGGCUGCUGAUCUGACCUGGUCCACCAACUUGGCUACCAUUGCCGGCGAGACUGCUUCGUCCUGCGUCUACGCACAUGAUAUUACAACUGGAGGUGGCGGAUAUGGUCAAAACAUCGGUGCUGGCUAUCUUCCGGUCCAAGUCCCGAGCAUGAUUGGCAACGACAUGUAUAACCGUGAGAUGCCGCUGUAUCCUGGCCCUUACGAUUCCAACAACGUUGAUACCAGCACCUUCGCAUCCUGGGGUCACUUCACACAGAUUGUUUGGAAGGGCACCCAGCAAGUCGGCUGUGCUACUCAAUAUUGCCCGCAAGGAUUGACUAAUGCCGCGUUUGCGCAAUACUUCACUGUUUGCAAUUACUAUCCCCCAGGUAAUAUUGAAGGUGCCUAUGCCAACAUUGGUGCUCCUCUGGGCGAGCCAAUCACGGUUGUCAUUGAGCAGUAG